AUGUCAACGACGAUACUGCUUCAACCUUGGAUGGCUAUGACCAUUGGUGUGUUUGCCAUACUGACGGUGUUUCGUCUGUAUGUCCUAUGGACUACACGCACUCUAUCCAAUCGUCGUGGCUCCACUGGUGGCAAUCUGCGCAAGGAGGGCAUUGCAGAGCCACUGCAACUGCUCAAACAGAUGAUCAACACCAAGCCCAAGCGAUUCGUUGACAUCUUUCCAGAGGAGCUGCGCGAGAUUGCCAGACGUCGAGUGUCUGUGCUCAAGGAGAAGGAUCCAUUUGGAAUAUCGACCAUCUUUCCAAUGCGAAGAUCAAACUCAAUGGGCAACUUUAGGUCGAUGACUCCACAACCCACGUCAACCUCACAGAACGUUCACAAGCCAAAGAUAACAUACUCCUCACCGCUGGGACCAUCUGUCAGUAUGGAGAACAUAUCACCGAUUGCACUGUCUGCAUCAUUCCCCAGCACCGAUCAACUUAAAACGAUACACGAGGUACAGACUCCUCCACUCAUCUCUGUCUCGCAGGCUAAUUUCGAACCAGAAGUCAACUUUAUCGAUGAGGAAAAGGCAACGACAUCAACUGUCAACAAUAGCAAUAACAACAACAACAACUCAACGUCAACCAUAAAGACUGUCAACUAUAAGCCAAGUAACAAUAACAAUAGUAGUACGCCAACUAUCGAAACAGAUGAUGAGGAUACCAACAGUGUCACAUCAUCAACUGCAAUGGGACUGUCUUCAAGUCAGAGAAGUACUCAUAGUCAUACAAACAACAACAACAAUAACAAUAACAACAACAACAACAAUAAUAAUAAUAAUACACAACAACGUAGUAACUUUGGAACUGGUGCACCUUACAAGAGAGUACUUCCGUCCACUAACUAUGGUCUCAUUGGAUUGGCAUUGUCAGGAGGAGGUAUUCGAUCGGCAACAUUCAAUCUUGGUCUACUGCAAGCACUGGCCAAACAUGGACUGUUCCGAAGAGUGGACUAUCUUUCGACGGUCAGUGGUGGAGGAUUCAUUGGCAGCUGUCUGACAUCUUUGCUCAGUGAGGGCACACAUACGACCGACUGGAAGAACUUCCCCUUCCACUACAGCCGAGGCAUGAAAGAAGGAAUCCCCCUAAAGCAUCUGAGAAACAGUGCCAACUACCUGGCCAAUGGUCUGUUUGAGUUCCUGUUGUUCCCCGUCCUGAUUCUCCGUGGAAUUGUUUUGAACCUCAUGUCGAUCUUCCCAUUCGUCUGGCUGCUUCUGAUCUUAGAGCGCAACCUGCCCAUCCAAUUCGACAUUAGCUACUAUCUCACACAGAAGAUCGCCAUGAACCUCCUGAUCCAUAUCACCAUCUUCCCACUGAUAUCCCGACCCAAAGUGACCAUCCCUGCGACCAUACUAUUCCUGUCACUGUACAGCACUGACCUGUCACGAUUCUUCUCGACGAUCAACAACUUUGAGAUUGCCGGCUCACUCUGUCUCCACCUCUACCUCAAUCAUCCUUGGCUGCUGCGCAAAGAGGACAGCAAGAUAUGGUACGACCGAUCGUUUGGCUGGCUGUUCAUCGUUCUGAUCUCUGUGGCCUUUGUCGAGUCUCUACCAUUGAUCGAGACACUGUACGUCAACUCAUUUGGUGGCGAGAAGUCAUUCCGAAUCUAUCCACUCAUCUCGUUGUUUGGAUUAAUUCUUGCCGAUUCUCUGGCGUUCACACUGCUGACCAAUCCCAAGUUGUCACCGAUCAAGCGUCUGCUGUUCCACAUCUUUGUCAGCGUCAUUGGCCCACUGCUUCUGAUCCUCACCUACCUGGAGCUGAGUGUGUGGCUCGAGCCAGCGUCGCCCACCUUUGGAAUUGGCAAUGGUAUUUGCCUCUUUGUUUCCCUGCUCUCAUUCUUCACGAUGGACAUCAACGAAACAUCGAUGCACAAGUACUAUCGUGAUCGUCUGAGCAAAGCCUACAUGUUCUCCAUCAAGAAUGGUCGUUUCCGUCCCUAUGGUGGUGAGAAGAUCAGUAGACUCAAUCGUCGCUCGAUCGCACCCUACCUCCUCAUCAACACUACGCUCAACUAUACGAUCAACAGCGAGCCAAAUGGAAUGCCAGCAGACUCUCGAGGAUCAGACUUUUUCAUCUUUAGCCAGCACUAUGUGGGUGCCGAGUCCUGUGGCUACCGCUCCACCGAGCAAAUGGAGAGAUUGGAUCGACGACUUGAUCUUGCCACUGCCGUAUCAAUCAGUGGUGCUGCCGUUGGCACCAAGAUGGGUACAGCAACAAUCCCCACACUGGUGCUCUCACUUGGCAUUCUCAAUAUCCGUCUUGGCUAUUGGUUGCCCAAUCCAUUGGGCAUCUUCCUCAGCCAUCCCUACCUUGGACGUCUGUUCUACGGUGGCUUUGCAUGCUAUCACUUGGUCAAGGAGUUUGGAUGGACCGCCAUGACCAGCAAGGAUUGGUGCAUUAACCUGAGCGAUGGUGGACAUCUUGAGAAUCUCGGUGCCUACGAGUUGAUCAAGAGAAGGUGCAAGUUUGUCAUUAUCUCGGAUUCAGAGGCUGAUCCCGAUAUGACUUUCCCAAGCAUGGCACAAUUGAUGAGACUGGUUAGGAUUGAUUUUGGUAUCAAUAUACAGAUCAACUUGGAUGACAUUAGAAGAGGUGGAAGUGGAUACAGUCAGAAGCAUUGGACUGUAGGAAAGAUCAUUUAUCAGAAGAAGGCUAGCUACUCCAACCCACAGGACAGUGAUACAGAGAACCCUCCCAGUGGAGAAGUGGGAUACUUGUUGUACAUCAAGUCAUCAUUGACAGGUGAUGAGGACGAGGUGAUCAAAGAGUACCACUCACAGCACCCAUCAUUCCCACACGAGUCUACAACUGAUCAGUUCUUCACAGAGUCCCAGUUCGAGGCCUACAGGAGUCUUGGCUAUCACAUUGGUGGUCAAUCACUGUUUGGAUCAACACAUGAUCAAUCAUUUGACGGAGAGGACGUAGAGUCUUUCUUUGAGCGCAUCUACCAAUCAUGCACAGGUGAUCUGCCCACGGGAUGGCAGGAGAAGCGUGAUGACAGUGGCAGUCAGUACUUUGUGCAGCAGGACAUGAAGAAGAAGACAUGGUAUGAUCCACGCCUCCGAUCAAGUGGGAGAAGAUCUCUUUCCACCACAGGUGGUGGUGGCAGUGGUGGUCUCCCGCCCACACCCUAUCCUCCUCCAUCAUCACAGCCAUCAUCGAUGUCUACAACACCUUUGCCAUUCACAGAACCACAGUGA
Molecule: messenger RNA, 3246 nt
Organism: Acytostelium subglobosum LB1
Lineage: Eukaryota; Evosea; Eumycetozoa; Acytosteliales; Acytosteliaceae
Exons: 3
Coding region: 1-3246 (1081 amino acids)
Biological process (GO): glycerophospholipid catabolic process
Cellular component (GO): cytosol
Molecular function (GO): protein binding; A2-type glycerophospholipase activity
Source: RefSeq, a predicted model, not a curated record